AUGUCCUCGGAAUCUCCCUUGAGCGAUGUGCCAACUGUCGUGUCAAGACUGCAUAAUUUGCGCUUGGGUCAAGAAGACGGUGACGAACUUCAACAGAAUGUAAAUCUCGCCGUAUCUGGCGAUUCGUCUCCAGAACCUGUACGAAAUACCCAACUUACUGGCAAUGUUAUCCUUUCACGUGCCAGACGUGCGCUUAAUUUCGUUUGCGAUGAAGAUCAAUCAACUUCAUCAACAGCAAGAGCUGGAGAGUCCUCAUCUUCGAAUGGUGAUAAGCCUCCAACAAAUGUAGCAAAUACGUUGCAUUUGGUAGGAAUACCUCAAGAUACUGCUGCUUUGGAAAGUACUUCUACGAAUGGUCAGGCAACAGUGGCUUAUAAUUGGCAAGGUACAAAAGCAACAAUGCGUGAAAGAAUUGUUUUUCUUUUUAACAAUGAAAUAUUGUCGGAUGUAAGCUUCAUAGUAGGAAGGGGAGUACAAAAGCAACGUAUACCAGCUCAUAAACUAGUCUUGUCUUCUGGAAGUGCCGUUUUUGAUGCAAUGUUUAAUGGAACACUUGCAACAGCUUCUUCGGAAAUAGAAGUACCUGAUGUAGAACCUGCUGCUUUCUUGGCAGUGCUUCUUUUUUUAUAUACAGAUGAGAUACAGAUAGAUCCUGAAACUGUGAUGACUACAUUAUAUACAGCUAAAAAGUAUGCGGUGUCUGCUUUAGAGAAGCACUGUGUGGAUUAUUUGAAAAAUAAUUUAACCAGUGAUAAUGCAUUUUUGCUUUUAACGCAAGCUCGACUUUUUGAUGAAUCACAACUGGCUGCAGUAUGUUUGGAUACGAUUGAUAGAUUUACUACAGAAGCUUUAAAUGCAGAUGGAUUUACAGAUAUUGAUAUUGAUACAUUAAAAAUUGUUUUGGAAAGAGACACUCUUCGUGUUAGAGAAUCUAAAAUAUUUCAAGCAGUUUUAAGAUGGUCAGAAGCAGAAUGUGUAAGGCAUCGUUUACCAGUUACGCCAGAAAAUCAGCGGUUUGUUUUGGGUAGUGCUUUUUCAUUGAUUCGUUUUCCCUUAAUGUCAAAAGAGGAAUUUACAGCUGGCCCAGCAAAAUCUGGACUUCUUAAUUAUUCAGAAGUUCUUUCUUUAUUUUCAUAUUUUAUAUUAAAUCCCAAACCAGUGGUAGGAUUUCAAACAAUGCCUCGCUGUUGUAUGACUGGUAAAGAACAAACUGUAUGCAGAUUUCAACAUACCAAAAGUAAAUGGGGAUACAAUGGGACGAGUGACCGUAUAAGAUUUAGCGUUGAUAGACGCAUAUUUCUUAUUGGUUAUGGCGUCUAUGGUAGUAUGCAUGUCUCUGCUAUAUACGAAGUAUUAAUAGAAUUGAUACAUACUGCUUCUGGAAAGGUGAUUGCUACAAAUUCAACAAGUUUCAGCUGUGAUGGUUCAAAAUACACUUAUCGAUUAAUGUUUAAAGAGUUAGCAGAAAUUUUACCAAAUACAAUUUACACUGCAUCAGCAACAUUUAAGGGUCCCUAUUCUCAUUUUGGAACUAAAGGUUUAAAAACAGUCGUGGUGGAUAGUGAUUCAGGGAAUGAAAAAGUUAAGUUUGAAUUUAGUACUGAGACUGGAGAUAAUAAUGGAACAUCUACUAAUGAAGGACAAAUUCCUGAACUUAUAUUUUACACUUAA
Messenger RNA from Bombus terrestris (buff-tailed bumblebee), 1671 nucleotides. Its product is annotated as BTB/POZ domain-containing protein 1. Gene Ontology annotation, biological process: neurogenesis. Gene Ontology annotation, molecular function: protein binding. The transcript has 6 exons. The record is from RefSeq and is a predicted model, not a curated record. Bases 1 to 1671 code for a protein of 556 amino acids. Gene Ontology annotation, cellular component: P-body; cytosol. Lineage: Eukaryota; Metazoa; Arthropoda; Insecta; Hymenoptera; Apidae.